Molecule: messenger RNA, 378 nt
Organism: Knipowitschia caucasica
Lineage: Eukaryota; Metazoa; Chordata; Actinopteri; Gobiiformes; Gobiidae
Source: the annotation of a GenBank genome assembly
AUGGGAGCUCCGAGUGGAAAGAUCAACAGACCAAAAACUGAGUUGGGGAAAAAGCUUUUUAAGCGGCGUCGUGUUUUAGGUCGUGAGAAGAGGAAGAAACACAAGAUUGUGGGAGCUGUGAUUGACGAAGGGCUUAUCACCAUCCAUCACCUGAAGAAAAGAACGUCAAGUCCACGUGCAAAUAUCACACUGUCUGGGAAGAAAAGGCGAAAGCUGCUCAAACAACUUAGUCACAUGGAUAAGGAAAAAUCCAGUAUGGAAGUUCAAAUAGUUGAAAAACCUCAAGUUAAGAAAACUGCAGUUCAGACUAAGAAGACCAAGACGAAGAAGAAAGUAGCUGUGGCUCUGGAAGACGUGGAAAUGACUGCUGUUGAGUGA